Molecule: messenger RNA, 14636 nt
Organism: Topomyia yanbarensis
Lineage: Eukaryota; Metazoa; Arthropoda; Insecta; Diptera; Culicidae
Exons: 4
Coding region: 719-1219 (166 amino acids)
Source: RefSeq, a predicted model, not a curated record
GUUGUCGAAGCUGGACGCUUUAGCGGAGCAACCCCAGCUAGAACAUAUAGAACUGUUACAUCCUUUGACUGGCAGGACAGAAGGCGGUCUAGAUUUAAAAAAAAAAUAGUGUGCGCGUGUUGGGGCCAGUUUUUAGACGGUGGAGCAACCAAAAAAAACAACGGCUUGGAGGCAUAGCAAGUGAGGAUGGGAAAACGAAAGCUUAGCAAGAAAAAAAAUCAAGAACAAUUAUUACCCUACUGUGCAUUUCACGCGGCCUGCUGCAGGAAGUCUUUUUGCCUUAAAAGCUGUCCACUAGCGGAUUCAUAUCAAGGAGCAAUCGAGAUACGCUUUACAUUGGAUUUGGCUUAUUUUACCGAUACAUUACCUACCCCCUUAAUCUAAGACUGAGAAACAGAGAUCUUCAAGCAAGAGCUACUUCUGCAUACGUCCUUUUUUGUAUGGAAACUACACAAUACAAGCAGAUAAUAAAAACAAGAGAUAUUCAGCAUCUAUUUUUACGAAUACGUUUGAACGAUACUCCUUCAUCGAGCAAUAUAAGCAUUAAUCGUACUACAUAGAAAUAAGAGCACCGCAAUCGUACUUAAACCGCUGCAAUCACUUUUCUCGAAGCAAGCUACAGGCUGUCAACUCAACCAAAUAUUAAGUUAUACACGCAUAGAUUAAGAGAUACUUCGAAACCCGCUUCCGCGCCUACAAAACAACACAAUCGGUCAAAAUGUUACCAAGCAACCAGCAUCAGCAUCCGUCGUCCCAGCACCAGCAGACCCAGUCGGAACAACAGCAACAUCUGCUCAACACGGUGGGCAUGAGUGGAUCGUACACGGCUACAUCGACCAGCUACAGCAUGAGCUAUCCGCUGGUGUCCGGUCAUCAUCUCAACGAAAACAACAACCUGGUGAUGCAUCCAUCCUACGGUAAACCAGCGGCCCAUGUUGCACAUCAGCUGCCACCGGCAUCGCUCAUCACCCUGCAACCGGUUCCGCUGGAUGCCCAUCACUCAUCCCUGCAUCAUGUGUCCGGUCUUGGUCAGCAGCCUUCACACACGGUUACAUCACUGCCACCGCCCUCGUUGUCACAGCAAACGAUGGCCAGCAUGUCGCACUCAUCCCAGCAACCUUCCAGCUCCCAGUGUCCUUCCGGGAUGAUGAGCCACCAGUCCUCGAUGAACGAUCCAAACGGCAGUGGUAUGUAUCAGGGUCACCGGUUGGACACGUAAGUGCAAGCGAACUCACUCUCGUUACAGCUUAGUCACGAAACUCUAGCGCUUGGGAUCAUCUCCGAACUGUCUUCAGUUCCGCCUGGGAGAAACGAAUCACACGCGGGUUGGAGCUAGAACUGAUGUGGUAGGGCGAAAAAAAGUUCAGCACUGACAGAUUCUUGCUUCGAUAAAGAAUGAAAUGGACCACCACCAAAAUUGUAUAUAGCGUAGUUUAAAAGGUCCAAUUUCAGGCGACUGACACCCGCAGAAUCUUUACUCUGAAAAAGAAUCUUUCAGCAGCUGCCUCGGGUUACGCUACGUAAGCUACGGAUGUUAGUCGAAUAUCAUGUUACCUCUCCCGCCUUAUCCGUUCAGCUCUGUACCGACGACGAUCGUGAUCUUUUGUUCGAAGAUCAGGUAGUGGUUCGGCUCCCAGGUGGAUUCAAUCGUAGAAGGCGGCAGCAGUAAUUAGCAGUGACAGUUGGUUGGCCGCAUCGCCGAAUCUGCCAGCAGCAGCAACAACACGAGUCUCUAACACAAACAUUAACCGACUAACUUGGCAUGUCUGCCUGCAUGUACAGCACACGAACAUUGUACCGACUGACCAACUAAACCGACUUUGUUGACUCCCCCGACUGGCAGUAAUCCCCACAGGUACGAGAGAGAGGCUAUCGACUCGUUGUAGAGGGUUCGCACGACCGCCGCCGCCCCGGUAUAUGGCAAAAGGUCAAUUGCGAGCAUAGUUAAACGAAGCUUUCUAGAAACAAGCUGCUGGCCCUUCAGGGCUACAUCCAGCUUUAAUUAGACGCGUAAUAGCUUCAUAUAUUGAUCCUUUUUCGGUCGCUGCAGAGAACCAAACAGCGAAGAAGGAACGAAGUAAAUUCAUGGAAACCGAUUUGACUUCUGCGAAAUGGUUUCGCUCGAAAGUGGGGAGUUUUAGUAUAGCACUGGAACCGGCCCGAAAAAUCCCUGCGGCAAGAUUGAAAAUUGAGCUUCUUGCCGCCGAGUGAGUUGAAGGCAGUUAUGCUCGAAAGAGAGUGGAUCUAAUGUAUUCCAUGCGGCGUAGAAACUGGCCAAUUAUUACCAUAAAGCCGUGCGCAGCUGCAGUCUUCGCUGCGGCAUUUGCACCAACUAACAAGCUUUCUGUCGAUCUUGGCGUUUUUUUUGCUUCCACUAUCAGCACGCCUUUCAUCGUACAGCGGGGAAUUGGUAAAUGUGAUCAUAUUUGCCAAAGAUCAGCUAUGUAUAAGCACUUCCACUUUUUUUUUUCUUAGUCACACAAACCGCUCCGCACACUAUUACGAUAAACAAAACAAAGCCUGCUGAGUCAGCUGUCAUUUGCGCUCGGCUGAGUGGUGCUUCGGCUAUCUUCUUUGGGAACGCCGUGAGUGCUGAGUGCUAUCCAGUAAAGGAAGCGCGCACACCCACACGCAUAGGGUUCGGUUUGUGAUUUAGUCGGGUCUUCUUCAUUUUACCGCAGCUGCAAAUAGAGGGGAGACCCGCUAAUUAGUCAAUUUUGUUCACCGUUAGUGCCGCGAGCGAAGGCUGUCCAUAAUAAAAACGAUACACUUCAUCAUAUUGAAUUGUGCCACAUCUUGUGACCGCUCGUCUCGCUCUUCGGUGCUUCGCGGACCCCAACCCCAGCCCGGACCUGAGAAGCCGAAGCAAAAGAAGGGAUGAUGGCAAUAGAAACAGAUCAGCAAGUUGUGCUGCUGAGCGAACGUAAAAUGGUUUAGCAGGAAGCGAAGAUGAAAAUAGAGACUGGGCCGGUGCUAGGGUGGAUCGUGCGCGGGUGAACCACGGGGGAAUAAAAUAAACAAAUGGUAUAGAAAGCACCAACUCCAGGCCCGGGAUCGCGCGGGACUUGAGACGUGAGUCUUCUUAGCCGUACGCUCGGUGUUAUGAUCGUAAAAAUUCCAGCUAACGGAAUCCUAUUUCCACUCCUCCAAGAGGAUUGCCAGCUUGGCUUUAUAGUGAUUUCGAAAAGUUCUUCCUGGAUCUGGGCAAUAAUAACCAUCUGAAGUGGAGCACGGUCAUGACGGGGCUGAAAUUAUCGCAGGCUUUUGUUGUUUAUAGAUUGGAUACUGACUGGCUGACUGGCUGGAGUCAGCAGAAAAAAACGGAACCUUCUGCUAGCCUGUGCAGUUUUGCGGUGGCGAUGACGGGAUUAAAAGCAUUUCACUACACAAUAACACCUUGAUGAUUCAUCACGAUUCCCUGCGGAUUGUAGUUCUCGGUGGUAAUAAUCUGCUGCAAGUGUAGAGUUGCUAUUUUUUCGCAACAAAGUUGCAAAGAGCGUUGCUCGAGGCUAAAGGUUCAAAGAUGCGAUGAACAAGAGCCUUAUCCUGUAAAUUAUACGUAGUUUCAAGCGCAACUACAAAAGAAAUUAGCUUACAGUUCCACGAGUUAAAUACCUCGCUGCGUUGCUUUGAAUCUGGAACAAAAAAGGCCCCAUUUUCCUUCUCGCAAUCCGCGACCGAAAGCGUUAAAUGUUGCGGUAAUUGAAGCGCACCGGCGCCAACGGCACAGUGGCCACCGCCCGGCAUAUCACAAGAGUAGAACUAAUUUGCAUAACCUCCGCAUCCAGAAACUUGUAUAGUGUAGCACACACAAACUGGCUGUAGCCAAUAGCUCAGGCGGCAGGGCUGAUCUGUGAUGCUUCAAAGAGAUCACCGACCAACCGAUCAUCAGUCAGUGUUUUGUGAACCGCAGACCAUUUAAACGAGUUCCGUACACGUUUGUGGCUCAUCUCGCGGCUUUCUUCUAUAGGUCGAUGAGCCGACAUUUUGGGUGGUCAUCGAAGAGUUUGUUUCUUUGAUGCGCGCAUGAGAACCACACGCUAAUCCAAAAUACCUAAAUAAACUAGCCCAAGUAAACGAAAUGGCGACUUCGCCGGUCGAAAUAUAUGCUGGAAAGCGGUAGGUUUUUGAAACUUUGUUCUAGGUUACCCGCCGUAACUAGCCGUUUACUGGAAAAAUAGUGUGGGAGUGCCAGUCCAUACACCACAUAUUUCAUAAGAUUUAUAAAAAAUACACGAAGUCAUGAAAUGUUUUUUUUUCUCGUUUACUCUGUGUUGAGCUCUCGAAAUAAAGUCAAAGUUUGGGUACUUUUUGCUCAAAACCAAAAUAUGUUCGAGGAUAUGCAAAGGGUUUUUACAUCGCCUGUACUUGAAAUUCCUGAGUGGUUUGAUACCUCGCUCCAGUAAUACAUUUACGGAAGGUCGACCACUCGCAGCAACUGCGAAGAAUUGUUUUCUUGUGCUGUAAACAAUACAGGAAGUUAGAUGAAAACAUCUACAAAUCUAAAAGAAACUUACCUUUUAGUUUUCGGAAUAUCUUCGUGUCGACUUUGUUUCUUCUUGGUUCAUUUUCCAAGUUGUAUGCCGUAAUGCACGAAAUAAGCACUUGUUAUUAUUCAUAUUUCACUCAUAAGCUCGGAAUCCCAACGGUUACUCACGAGUUACUCAUUUCAAAACUCAUUUUUUGACAGAUUGCUUCUGUUUAGGCUGGAUGUUGUUGGCUCGAAUCAAAAUUUGUCGAAUGUAAACAAAGUUCAUUCUAUAGCGUCAAACUGGCGCCCAGGUGGUGAACUUGACAGAGUUCAACGUGGAUUUGGAGCGUUGCCAGAAAAUUUUUAUUUCUCAGAUUAUGUUGAGGGAAACACCCGGUAACCAUCCGAUAACCUCCAGGAACCUCUGUUCAAGGUGUACCAGUACGAUGCGGCUUAGCCACAUAACCGAGGCCCAAGAACCGAAGCGGCGCAAAGCCGCCGACCUGCCGUCGGAGGCAAGCAAACAGUAGCGAAGUCGGACGGACAGCGAGAGAUUGCCCUUCUUUUGAUCAUUCUCAGGGUGGAUAGAUCGUUCCAACAUCAAAUUAUGGUCUUGGCAAUUAGGGUCUUGUUAAACUGCAAAUGAUUUGAAAACCCAAGAUGAUACCAGAUAAGGUAGCGAGAGUUUUGGUUUUACGAUUGGCAAAAUCGACAUUACUUAAAUGUCUUCCCAAAAAAGAGAUUACUAGAAACGAAAUUAAUUAAAACAUUAUAUUUUGAAUAUAUCGUCGAAAUGUCAAUUGACAAUAGGUUCAUUCUGUGUGUUCAGUUGUCUUUACAUUUUGCCAGCGUUGCCAAUUUUAUUUUGAUUGCACCACCCAAUAUGGGCUGGAUGUUGUUGGCUCGAAUCAAAACUUGUCGAAAGUAAACAAAGUUCAUUUCAUAUCGUCAACCUGGCGCCCAGGUGGUGAAAUUAAAAUAUAAAACAUUAUAUUUUGAAUAUAUCGUCGAAAUGUCAAUUGACAAUAGGUUAAUUCUGUGUGUUCAGUUGUCUUUACAUUUUGCCAGCGUUGCCAAUUUUAUUUUGAUUGCACCACCCAAUAUGGGCUGGAUGUUGUUGGCUCGAAUCAAAACUUGUCGAAAGUAAACAAAGUUCAUUUCAUAUCGUCAACCUGGCGCCCAGGUGGUGAAAUCAACGGGGCGCUGGAGCGUCGCCAAAAAAAUUUUAUUUCCAGAUUAAAUUUUACUAAACUUCCCAGUUUAACUCAGCCGGAAUGCUGGCUGGAUAUAAUUCGUAUUCCGGCUCCGGUGACACAACCGAUUCAAGUUAGAAUGUUUAAGGGGUACCAUUUCGAUGCGGCUUAGCCGCAUAACCGAGGCCCGGGCGAGGUGGCCACCGACCCGCCGUCGGAAGCAAGCGAACCUGUGAUCCACUCGUUUGCCCGGCUUACUCAAACAUAGGGGCUAUCCCUAGUUUAAGUCCGACUGAGCGGUAGCGAAGUCGGACAGCACGCGCAAAAGCGAUGUGGCGUAGCCACAUUGGGUGCUGGACACAAAAUAAAAUUGGCAACGCUAGCAAAAGGUAAACACAAAUGAACACUCCGGAUGAACCUAUCGUCAAUUGACAUUUCGACGAGUUUUGAUUCGAGCCAAUAAUAUGGGCCCCCCAAUAUGACUACACUACAUCGCUUCCAACGCGUGCGGACAGACUUCGUUACCGCUCAGUCGGACUUAAACCAGAGACAGGUUCGCUUGCUUCUGACAGCGGGUCGUUGAUCUUCUCACCCGGGCCGGGCUCGGUUAUGCGGCUACAAACCGCAACGUACUGGUACACCUUAAACAAAAGUUCCUGAAGGGUAUCGGAUGUUUACCGAAAGUUUCCUAAAAAUUCAAUCUGGGAAAAAAAAUUCGGGUAACGCUCCAGCAUUCUGUUGAACUCUAACGAUUUCACCACAUGGGCAAUCGCCACGUUGACGCUACAGAAUGAACUUUGUUUACAUUAGACGAGUUUUGAGUAAAUUUACUCGACUGUAGCAGGGAUGCCGGAUGAUAAGACAUAUCUUCAUUUUGAAGACAUUUGAAAUGAUGUGAAAACAUUUUUUACAUUUUGAAGACAUUUUUAUUCGGAAAUUUGGAAGGUUUCUGGCAGAAUUAUUGCUCGAAAUCAACAACCGAUUCCGAUAACUUGUCAUUCUAAACAAAUGCAGACAUUUUUAUUAAAUAAGAAAACAUUUGAAAAAUAUACCUGGUAUCUUUAUUUUUAACCAUGUAAAACAGGCGCACAGAAAUGGUGCCAUAGAUUUGGAAUUCAAUCGCAAUUAGUUCCCAUAGUUGCACCAUCAUUGCGCUAAACAUUUGUAUAUACGAGGUAAUGAGCGGUUCUUCGGAUUCCAUUCGGCACGUGCUACAACAGCAUAGGGGUUAACCGUUGUUGAAAGUUAAUUUUCUCAUUACUCUUUUGCGUCGAAGUUAACCCAUUAACGGCACAGAAGUUAAAGCAGAGGCGGGAGCAAUUUUCAAAUCAUUCCCUUGUUGAAGUUGCCAAUUGAAUGUAAGUUCAAUCCAAUAAAAUGUUUCACUUUUCCUUCUCUGGGGAAUUGUUAUUGUUGUAACAAAUUGACCAUCGCCUUCUUGAAUCAAACAGUAAAAUUCGUCAGUUCUUCCGCUAGAAAAGUAUGUACAUUCAUUGAACAGCUAGCCAGACUCCGGUGGCUUGAAACCUUGCCCAUCACAAACGAAGCAGCAAAGCGAAGCAUUUUUAUUCCUCUUCUUAGUUUUGCUUCCAAUAUUUUGAUUCGCCGGUCAUCCGCCUGUUGAAUUAAUUCAGGUAAAAAAACCCGAUCAACAAUUUCCAACUGCGUUUAGUUUUCUUUCUUGCUCGUUUAUCUCGCAGCAACGUCUGCGUGAACGAUCGCAUUUUUCCUGCAAACCCUCGAACGCGGAAAUUUAUGGUUCCUUCUAGCUGCCUGCCCUAGAAAUAUCUGACGAGGAUCCUCGUUCUUCUUUGAGAGUUACCGACGACGACCGCGAACAAAAUUCGUCCAUCCUUCUUCCAUCUCUCGAUCAAACGCAAGAGGCGCCCUCGAGCAGAAAUUUCGUGGGAACUGCUGAUCUUUUUGUGGCCAGUAUUGAGAUAUCUGACGUUUAAACUACGCACACCAAUAUCUCGCUUUUUUAUACUACCGCCCUCCCUUCAGGCCCAGAAGCGGUUUGUUUGCCUCCCAAUUCGCCGUGUAAAAGUUUUGUUUUCCUCCCAAUUUAAACGUCAAAGCAGCACAAUACCAACCCAGCUGGAUAAGUCUAUAGGUACAGCUUGCAGAUGAAGAAUUGCAACGAAUUGUUUGAUUCGUUUGGAAAAAAUUAUCUUGGAAGUGAACAAAAUCAGAAAAUGUUGGCCUAAAAAUGCUAAGUAUUUCGCUUGUACUUAAUGCUAAGAGUACACAAACAAAAUGGGAGUGUACUUUCAAGUUGCUAAAAGUAUACAAACGGAACAUGUUCAAGUUAAGAGUGUACAAAUAGUACUUACGUGUACCUUCAUGUUUUUCAGUGCACGCGAAUGGAACUUAUUUGCAAUUCAUCCCGUCAUUUGUGGCCUUGAAUUAGCUGAACUUUCCUUUCACUUUCAAGGAUCUACAAGUCCAUGCACAGAAUUCUUAUGCGUUUGAAAUUUAUAAAAGUUUCCCUUGUACCUAUAAGAAGCAGAAAUGUUGCAGUGAGCCCUAAUUUGAACUUAUUGUGAAUUGGUGUUACCUUUUCUAUAUAAAUAUGAACAGACAAGUAAAUCAUUUCCAAAUUUUCUAUUCAAAAACAAAACAUUCGGAGCCCUCUUUGACAGAAGAAUGCGUAUUUGUACAUACAGGUAGUUUAGAAAUAACAGUGAUUAACAUAUUUUAACAAAGCAGUGUACCGCGAUCGGGUAAUAGCAGCCAGAAACAGUAUCUCCAGUGGAACAACAAGCCAAUACACUUCUCAAAAAAAGAUAAUUCAUCGUCACAAAUACAUCAACCGAACAUAUCCUCGCGACAUGAACUGGAAAAAAUUCGCUUAUCAAUUGGGUCAUUAAAUGAAGAAUAAAAUUCUCCUUUUAUUUCAUAAACCGAUAGAGCUCAUCUUUUUAAAUAUAACAAUAUAUAUGUUCAAACUUCAAAACAUCAGAAUGGUUUUAAUUGAUUUUCUAAAAAAAAUAUAAAGACGUUCUUAUUUGACGCUAUUGAUCUUCUUUGACAGUGAAUUUAGCCGCAUGGGUUAGCAUUUUUGACAGUUAUCCCAGCAAAAGUAUAGGGGUCAAGCUGGUUCAAAUUAUUAAAUUAGUCGCAAUUUUGCGUAGAAAAUAGUGAAAAAAUAAGUUCGAUUACGUAUCUUUAACGUCAGCUGCAUCGGAAAAAAUCGAAAACAGCAAAUGGCUUAAUGACCCAAUUGGGUCGUUGAAAGGUUUAUUUUCACCUGAUUUUUUUUUUACAAAAAUGUAAACAAAUGCUCAUUUGACGGUAUCGGACUAACUUGACACCGGUUUCAGCCACCUGGGUUAGCAUCUUCGACAGUUAACCUAGCAUUGAUUGGAUUACAGGUUUGCUUAUGAGAGGCCGUCGCUUCUGACUGUGGGUCGCCGGCCAUCUCACCCGGCGGAUUCUCAGCGGCUUUGGGCCGCUUCGGUUCCUAGGUCUCGGUUAUGCGGCUAAACCGCAUCGGACUGGCGCACCUUAAACAGAUAUUCCGGAAGGGUAUCUGAUGGUUACCGGAAGUUUCCCAAAACAUGGCAUGGGAAAUAAAAAAAUUCUGGCAACGCUCUAGUUACCCGUGGAACUCUAACCUGGGUGCCAGUAUGCCGCUGCUGAAUGAACUUUGUUUACAUUCGACGACUUUUGAUUCGAGCCAACACCAUUAAGUCUCACAGGGUUUCACAUCAAACUGACAGGUUUUUUUUCCUUUCUAUUGUCAUCUCCAUGACAGGCUAAGGCCAGGAUUGGCCCAUCUCGCCGCCUGGCUGAAGGUUGUUGGCGCGAAUCAAAGCUCGUCGAAUGUAAACAAAAUUCAUUCUGUAGCGUCAAACUGGUGCCCAGGUGACGAAAACGUUAGAGUUCAACGAGGAGCCAGAGCGUUGCCAGAAAUUUUUUAUGUCCCAGAUUAUGAUUUCGGAAACUUUCGGUAACCAUCCGAUACCCUUCAGAAGCUUCUGUGUUUAAGGUGAAUUAGUACGAUGCGGCUUAGUUAGUUACUACGAUGCGGCUUAGCCACAUAACCGAGGCCUAGGAAAUGAACUAUCUGCCGAGCGAGGUGGCCGCCGACCCGCCGCAGGCAAACCUGUGAUCCACUGGUUUGUCCAGCUUACUCAACCAUAGGUUCUAUCCAUAGCACAGCGCGAGUAAAAGGCGAAGUGGCGUAGCCACAUUAUGUUGUGAAACCAAAAUAGAAUUGGAAAAGUUAGCAUCAUGUAAACACAAAUGAACACUCCGGAUGAACUUAUUGUCAAUUGACAUUUCGACGAGUUUUGAUUUUAACCAAUAAUAGGGGCCCCACCAACCUAUCAUAACCUCAUAAAAAAAUCGGAUGAACUCGAUAUGACAAUUCUCAGAAGUUUGUGUACAUUGGAGCUACAUGAGUUUGAAUGAACAUCAGUAAACAGUUUGAAUAAACUUCAGUAAACAAAGUUUAUUCUAUAGUGUCAAACUGGUGUCAAAGUGGCAAAUUCGUUGGAGUUCAACGGAAAAGGUAUUAUUUUCCAGAUUAUGUUCUAGAAAACUUCCAAACAGGAUCAUCUGUCUCAAGUGUGCGUGAGCGAUGUGACUUAGCUGCAUAACUGUCCGCUGGAUGAGGUGGCCGCCAACCUGCCGUUGAAAGCGGCUACUUCUCGCAAGAAAAUUUAAAAAGAGGGGCUGUGUUGUUCGGUAGCAAAGUCGAACAGCACUCGAAAAAACUAUAUGAUGUAGCCACAUUAGGUGGUGUAAUUAAAAUACAAUUAGCAAACCUAGUAAAAUGUAAACAAGAAAGAACACUCAAGAUGAAUUUAUUGUCAAUUGAUCUUUCGACGAAUUUUGAUUCGAGCCAAUGAUAGAGGGGCCAUUCUAACUCACAUAACGGAUGAAGUAAACAAACCACCGAGAAAUGUCAAACACGAAUUUCAUUCUUCAUGAGUUCAAUCGUGUCAUCUGGAUUGAAUCAAAUUAUUGAAUUAUUGGCUCGAAUCAAAAGUCGUCGAAAGAUCAAUUGACAAUAAAUUCAUCUUGAGUAUUCUUUCUUGUUUACAUUUUACUAGGUUUACUAAUUGUAUUUUAAUUACACCAAUUGACAAAAAGUUUAUCCAGAGUCUUCAUUCUUGUUUACCUUUUGCUAGCGUUGUCAAUUUUAUUUUGGUUCCUCCACCUAUUGAGGCUACGCCUAGGGGCAGAUCACUUGUGAUACAUUUUUUGAAAUCAGCUAAAUUAAAUGCAUUUCUUUCCAUCAAAAUAGAAAUUCAUAAUGUAUUUUGCGUUGCGUGUAAGACGUCAAAACCCUACAAAAAAUUAGCCCUACAUUCAACAAAACGUCGAACCAAGUGAAUCAGCGUAGGACGUUUGUUAAACAAACUUUUCUGCGAGGGAGUGCAAAGUUGAUGCAAAAAUGGAAAUUAAAUGCAUUUUUUUCUAAUUUGGUGCAAAUUUUAUUUUUUUCUAAUUUGGUGCAAUUUCUAGAGUGAUCUGCCCCUAGGGCUACGCCACAUAGUUUUUUCGCGUGCUGUUCGAAUUCGCUAUUGAACACCAUAGCCCCUAUAUUACAAAUACAAAUACAAUUUUCAAAUUUUCUUGCAACGCUCCAGCUCCCCGUUGAAUUCUAAUGAUUUUGCCACAUGGGCGGCAGCAAGGUGCUUAGAGUUCUAAGGUGAUUCGUCUUCGGCAGUAAAAUGUCAAGCAUGCAGCAGACUGCGGGGAAGAAAAAUGACAGCGAACAACUUUGUUUACCCACUGAAAUCAAAGCAAACAUAUGGAGAGAAUUAGUAAACAAUGUUGUUAGCUGUCGUUUCUAAAACCAACAUGGCUGAUCGGCGUUUUUGAGGAUCGUAUCACCUGAGAAUAAAAACUCCUUGGGCGGCAGUUUUACGCUACAGAAUGAACUUUGUUCACAUUCGACUAGUUUUGAUUGCAGCCAACAAUAUUCAGCCCAUUGAACACCACCUUCGCCACCUGGGCGCCAGUUUGGCACUUCAGAAUGAAUUUUGUUUUCAUUCGACGAGUUACUGGCUUAUUCAAACAUAAGGGCCAUGCUUAUAGCAUACGUAAAAACGGGUACAGUUCCAAAUUUUCAAGAUAACGUCAUUCUCGAUAAAUGAGAUUAAUGUUUAAAUAUUCUCGCUGGUUUGUUUGCUUGGCCUGUUACGUGCUAUUACAAUGAAUUUAUUGCAUUGGAGCUCCUGUAACUUCCGUGACAACAAACCACCGAAAAACGAAGCUCAUUUGGCUCAUUUUAUGAGUUUAUAAUAGGUUGGGUUUUGAUAGGUGUUGAAAUUUAAAGCGAUUCGGGCAUGCGAUGGAAUCAAACAAGUCUAUGUAAACAAUCUUUUUUAAAUGUCAAAAAAGUGAGAUUAAGCAGUUGCAUGCACUGAGCUAACUGAAAAUUUAGCAAACAAAAAUACUUCGAACUUUGAUGCGAGUACUAAUCGUAUUUCCUAUUAGGCAAACCUCUUUGUUGCGAGCAUUAUCUUCCACUUUAAAUGGAAUCUUGCCAGAAUGAACGAAAAUUGCGUCAUUACGCCAUUUAACAGCAGACGUUAAAGUUACGUAGUCGAAGAUUUUUUCACUAUUUUGUACGUAGAAUAACAAAUCAAAAUUAUUUAAUAAAAUAAAUAAAAUUAAAAUAAAUAAUAAAUUUAAUAAAAUUUACCCCUACUCAAUUACAAAUUUUAACUGAAAUUUUAAGAGAUGGACGGCCAUCUUUGAAAGCGAAAAAAGGAUCUUUAAUCUUUACGCGAAUCUAUCAAUUCUGGACAAAUAUGUGAUUAGGGGCUGUAAACCAACUGUCAAAAUUCAUUUUGAGUGGAAAUUUCGGACAAAUAGUUACUCACAAAUUCAUCUAAGUCUAAGUCAAUCUCAAAUUUUGAUAGUAAACAAAAGUUUUCAUUUUCAUUAACUGCCGUGAACUGUGUUCGGCCAGUAACGGUUUAUCCGAAAUUUCCGUCAAAGAGAUUUUUGACAGUUGGCUUUUACACCGCUAUCAUAUGUUUGGCGAGAGUUGUUCUUUGCGAAUGUUCCGAAUGCAUUGAUUGAUUUUCAUGAAGAUUCUGUGAAGGUUAGCGAGAAAACUGUUUUUUUUUGGUUUUUAAAGAUGGUUGCUUUUUUGAGGCUUUCUUGGUGGAAUCUUAAUUCACUUAAAUUGGCGCUCAGCUUAGUGACGCAUGUGAAUUUCAAAAAAGAUAUACAAUAGAAUCUAUGUAUUUCUAAAAAACUCGCUUCUCAAAACAACGGAUGGCGUCACUGUUCAGUUGCUUAUUUUUUUUUGCUUGCUCUGUAUUGCAUUGUGGCUGAUCCACUUCGUUACUUUUGACGUGAAAGCAGGCCACGCUCGAUGACACAUGGUGAUUAAGGCUGAUCUGUUUCGCCCCUCGCAGUGCAGUCGAAUCAAAUUUUCGCCUAUAUUCACGCAUAUAGCAAAUUGCGCUAGCCAACUAACAGACAAGACAGAGAGGAAGGUUAUAAUUUGAACCAAAAAAUUGCACGAACCUGGCAGACUUGGUUAAAAAAAUAGCCUUGAUGGACAACCAUCUCGCCUGGAUGGUCCCCGUUCCAGUCAGUAAGGUACUUUGGUUUGUAUCAUUUUACACACAUCUCGCUUGAGGUGGAAUUGUUUUAAAGCAAAGUUCCAUAUAGCGAGUAGGUGGUAAAAACUUUAUUUCUUUUUAUAGCGACUUUUGUUGAAAUCCAUGAUGGAUAUUCAUUCAGUUAUUAUCCUAAAAAGUUUGUUGACUGGAUUGACAUAACAGAACAUUCCCAACAAAUUAUAAUCACCAUAUUGCAUAGUUGAAUUUUUAUAAAUUCACCACAAACACUGAACAAACUUCGAGUCUAACCGGUUGCACUGUUCGUCAACGGACAAUAAUUUCGUAAAAACUGCCCUUCUGUAGAAGCAGUCACCGGACUAGCUGUUGCCACGAUUAAUUAGUAUCGAAAAACUGAAUGCAAACGUAUUCAGUAUAAACGAACCGAAAUUUGUUUCCAAAAGGCAGCUGCCGAAUACGACGAUGGCCGGUUGAGACAGGAAGUUGAUGUUUUCUUCUUCAUACCCUCCCUGUCCAACCACCGACCGAGUGCAUCUCCUUUGAUUAACCCUAAAGCACCCCCCCCUCGCCUUCUCCGUACCACCUGAUUAAAAUCAUGCCAGCAUGUGCAAGAUGUUCGUAAGCAGCCUUUUGUCUUUUUGGCUUCUUUGCUGGCACGUUUUGUUUUUUUUUUUUUCAUCAGAGCUGUGCAGCGUCAUCGCGCCUCGGUAGGAUCGAUCGGUCCUGGAGCAGAACCCGAAAAUACCGACCCGGGACUAAUUCUGGUUUUUGCGGUUUGCCGGUUGCCUUGGUUGGGCCUUUCCUGGAGUGAUGGCUCCGUGUGUUUCACAUCAAGGUGCUGUUUCUGAUCGUCGAAAUUUUUCCGCAAGACUUGCAUGCGUUGUCUCGAAUUGCGGCGAGCAAAAGGAAGAAGGAAUUAACCUAACUGUUGUUUCUCGUUUCUUUCGGUGCGGUUUUUUCUUCACUCAAGAGUAGUUUUUCGUUGCCGAACCGUGGAAGCCUUAACUUGAAACAUACAUUUUGAAGGAUAAUUGAUUCGGAGUAGCAGAAAAUGAUCGAAAUUAAAACAAACUAACACACACACAUGCUCGUUUAUUAGCCUCUUAAUUCAAUUAAACAAAGUAACAACGAAAUUAAUAUCGAAUUACCCAGCUGCAUGUAAUUAUAAACUUUAUUAAAAGUAACAUAUUAACAGACUCGUUAGGGAGACAGGUUUGUCACUUUAUAGUGAGCUUCAGGUAUCAGCGAUCGCCACCCAGAUUGGAACAGUUUAUUAUAUUCGGAGAGACAGAGAAAAACAAGAAAAAACGAUAGGGCUCCGAAUGUAGGACGUGACUUGUGCCUGUUUGCUGAAUUUUACAAUGUCAAAUUGCACUUGUCCCGGCCUGCAGCCAAGAGUCGAAUGUCAUCGAGCAGCAA